Messenger RNA from Fopius arisanus, 4275 nucleotides. RefSeq names its product importin-4. Gene Ontology annotation, biological process: protein import into nucleus. Gene Ontology annotation, molecular function: nuclear import signal receptor activity; small GTPase binding. Gene Ontology annotation, cellular component: cytoplasm; nucleus. Bases 100 to 3339 code for a protein of 1079 amino acids. Lineage: Eukaryota; Metazoa; Arthropoda; Insecta; Hymenoptera; Braconidae. The transcript has 4 exons. The record is from RefSeq and is a predicted model, not a curated record.
GAAACGAGGGAAUGGCGACCAGCUGUGAAUCACCUCCGAAAACUCAUUAAUCCAAUUUUUUACAGAAAUUAACUUCAACUCUCCCAUAUCACUAUCGCCAUGGAGGAAAUUCUCGCCAAAUUGCUGGUGGCUGAUAAUUCCGUUAUCCAACAGGGAACUGCCGAGCUGAGGGCAGCUUUGGUCAAGCCAGAGAGCACUCCGAUGCUGUGUGAAUUGAUCGUGUCGUCUGUUAAUCCAGAGAUAAGACAAUAUGCAACUCUGUUGCUGCGAAAGAGAUACACGAAAGGAAAGCACUGGAACCAGCUUCCACCUACAAUCCGCAAUCAAGUGAAAGCAAUUCUGCUGCCAGGUCUAGUAAACGAGCCGGAUAAACAAGUGAAAAACGGGAUUGCCCAGUUAAUCGGAGUAAUCGUUAAGCAUGAAUUGCCCCACAAUACUUGGCCGGAGAUAUUCCAGUUCAUCCAGCAGCUCGUGACGAGCGAGAGCAUGACUGAUAAAGAAUUAGGCAUGUACACAUUAGCGACAAUGACAGGAAUGGCACCAGAGGUGUACCUCGCCCACGCAGCAUCCCUGAUGAGCCUGCUGGGUCAGACUUUCAGUGGUCUGCAAGACCUGGGUACCCCAGUUGCAUUCUAUAUCAUCCAGACGAUGCUACACCUGACGCCCUUGGUCGAGAAUAAUCAGGUGAUGGUGAAUGCCUACAACCAGAUGAUUCCAAUAGCGAUUAAUGCAAUCCAAGCACUGACAGCUACAAGCCAAGAAAAAGCCGCUGAGGCUAUGGAGCUCUUCGACGAUCUGUGCGAGAGCGCACCAACAGUCAUCUCCUCUCAUGUGAAGACUCUCAUCCCAAUGUGCCUGACAAUAGCCAGAAAUAAAAGCCUAGACGAUGAUCUUCGAGUCAGGUCCAUAAGCCUGAUUGGGUGUCUAGCCAGGACGAAGACGAAAGCUAUAGUCAAGCACAAAUUGGUGGAACCAAUAGUUGAUGUGCUGUUCGAACUCAUGGCCAGUCCGCCAGACGACGAGAACGAUGAGAUUUAUUUCAGUGGUGAAAAUGAGUACAAUACCCCAGUGACUUGUGCCACUGAAACCUUGAAUCUUCUGGCAAUUCACCUGAAACCUGAUAAACUCGUACCCCACCUGCUCAAGCACAUUGAUCCAGGCCUCCAGAGCAGUGACAUAUGCGCGAAAAAGGCGUCGUACCUUGCGUUGGCUGUUCUCGCUGAGGGCUGCGCAGAGCACAUCAGAUCGAAGUACCUUGAGUCAUUCCUUCGGUGUAUCUGCCAAGGAAUAACAGAUCAAUCACCGGUGGUGCGUAAUGCAGCUCUCUUUGCUCUCGGGCAGUUCUCGGAAUAUCUUCAGCCAGAAAUUAGCCAAUACUCACAGCAACUAUUGCCAGUUCUUUUUGAUUAUCUCGGGCAGAUGUGCGCACACCUGAAACAGGAAGGACGAGAGCCACCUUCUGUGGACAGAAUGUUCUAUGCAUUGGAAACAUUCUGCGAGAAUCUAAACGAUGCUCUUCUGCCGUAUCUCCCGACUCUCAUGGAUAGGCUGUUCGAGACAUUGAGCAGCGAUUCUCCAGUUCAUAUCAGGGAGUUGGCGAUCAGUGCCAUUGGAGCUGCUGCUAAUGCUAGUAAAGAGCACAUGCUUCCCUAUUUUCAAAGGAUAAUUGCUGUACUUGAUGUGUACUUGACGAAUACCCACACUGAUGAGACUAUUUGCCUUCAAGUUCAAGCAGUCGACACCCUAGGCGCUCUUGCCCGAACAAUUGGUGAGGAUAAUUUUGCGCCACUUGUUGGCAAGUCCCUAGACCUUGGUAUCAAGCUAAUAACUAAUACAGACGAGCCAGACCUGAGAAAAGUUGUGUACGGACUUUUCGCCUCGAUUGCUUCAAUCACAAAGAAGGAAAUGGCCCCAGUGCUGCCUCAAAUCCUAGAACAUAUCUUCAAUAGCAUCCAGAGCUCUGAAGGCAUUGUCCCUCAUUUCAAGGAUGGAGAGAGUGCUGCAUUUCCAAUAUACGAGAAUGCCAGUGACAACGAGAAUGAGGACGAAGAAGACAUCGAGAAUACAGACAACGAAGACGAUGACGACGAGGACGAGGAGGUAGCUGGAUACAGCGUAGCAAACUCCUACAUUGAGGAGAAAGAGGAGGCAGUCUUAGCCUUGAGGGAAAUCGCUCAUCACACCGAGGACGCGUUUCUCCCUUUCCUCGAGAAAUCUUUUGAGGAGACUUUCAAACUCAUCAAUUACCCUCAAGAGGACAUCAAGAAGGCAUCGAUAGACGCUCUAUCGCAAUUCUGCAUCAAUUUCUCGAAGAUAAACACACCCGAAGGAAAAGAGGCAUUAUCGAAAGCAAUCGGGGUUUACGUUCCCAAGCUAUCGGAAAUAAUUCGACUGGAUUGCGAGCCACAGGUGGUAAUAAGUGGCUUAGAAGCCUUAGCAGAUCUUCUCAAUGAGAUUAAAGAGGAUGUUGUUACUGGGGAUGGCCACAAAGAUGCUGUUAUGAAUUGUGUGAUUGACGUAUUCACUGGAAAAAUCGAGUGUCAAGAUCAGGAUGAGGGGGAGGAGGAGGACGACGAGGCGGAGCAAGACGAAUUUUUGAUAGAGUGCGCUGGAAAUGUGUUGUCGUACUUUGGGAAGGCCAUUCAACCCGAGGAGUUUGCAUUGUAUUUUCAGAAGACUCUGCCUUAUCUUAAGGAACGCGUCAAGGAGACCAAAUCUGAGGCUCAGAGAUCGUUCGCCGUUGGUACGAUAUCAGAGUGUCUCUCUGGACUCAAGCACACAGUUGCUGCUUUUGUUCCUCAGCUUCUGCCUCUGUUCAGAAAAAGGAUUGAGGAUCCUAGUCCUGAAGUCAGGAAUAAUGCGUACUAUGGGAUUGGAGAAUUGGUGCUUUAUGGAAAGGAAGCUGUAUACUCUCACUACAAUGAGAUUCUUCAGCUAUUGUCACAGGCUCUGCAGAGAGAAGAGCAUGCUGGACCCAGGGAUAAUAUGACUGGGGUCAUUGCCAGGCUCAUUAUCACCAAUUACUCUUUGGUGGAUUUAGAGAGAGUAUUUCCAGCAUUCGUACAACAACUCCCACUCAAACAGGAUUUCGAGGAGUAUCAAGCUGUCUUCAGGAGUAUUUUGAUGCUGUAUCGGGCUGGGCAUGAAGUUAUCAAGCCCCAUAUGCAGACCCUUCUCAAGGUUGCCAUUCGUGUACUGCAUGAGAAGAAAGCACCUAAUGAAGAGACAAAAGGAUUAAUAACAGAAUUGAUAAAUUCCGCUCAGCAAGAUUUUCCCAAUGACUGGAGCACGGUAUUCACCGAUCUCCCCCACGAACUCCAACAAAUUCUCUCGGCGUGAAACUAAAAACCCUCCCAAGUGUUUACAUAUGAUUUUUCUACGUCAUCGAGCGAUUAAGAAAUUGUUGCCAACUAAUCAGAUGAUAUUGCACAGAGUGGACCAUGUUGUUGACCGACAGUGGUUCAAGAAAAAUAAUUAUUUUGCACUGGCUAAAAGAGUCUAGUCAAAGGCUAUCACUAGCACUCGAAGCAACCGAAUGUUUCUUAAAUUCUGUUUUUUUCUUCUAUUACGGUUAAAUGCGAGUCAAUAUCGUGCCUUAUUUCUAAAACAAGUGUUUUGUUUUGUUCUUUUAAAAAAAAAUAAUUUUUUCCUCUCUGGUAGCAAUUCUCAUUUGAAUUUUAUUUCCAUUUUGAGGAGCCAUAUCGACGGAAGGCUGUCGAUAGCGGAUAAUUUUCCAAGGAUAACUAACCAGUGACAGUUGAGUGUUUAUAUCGAAUAUAGUUUAACAUUGAUUAAUUUAUCUCUCAAAGUCUCGACCAAUACUCGUCGCAUAUUAUUCUGCAUCACCCAUUCAAUUUUCCAGUGAUGAUUUUUUAAUAAUCUUUAAUUGCGCGAACGAUUCUCUCAAUCGAAACUCUGAAAGAAAAAAUAAUCACUCAAAUACCACUAGAGCUGCAAAAUUCUUAUUUUUCUCCAAAGUUAUGCGCAUACAAAUGAAUUUAUGAAAUUUUCCAGUAAAAACCCCUCGUGCCCUCGUCAUUUAAGACCUCGUGAUUUUUACACCUGGAAAUCUCAACGCGAUUUGUUCACAACAAUUGUAUGGAGUUAUGGAGCAAUGUUAAUAAUUCUGAAGCACUAGUGGUAUUACAUAUAAAUAUACAACAUUUUACAUUCGUUGUGUUCCUUUGUCGCUUGCAAGGAAUAAAUAUCAGAAUGCACGUGUAAUUUAUGCUCGCCAAGCAAUUGGUGUAAUUGCAAGUGAAUAAAGGUUUUGCA